This is a messenger RNA of Hydatigera taeniaeformis, 3084 nucleotides long. The record is from the annotation of a GenBank genome assembly. NCBI's taxonomy places the organism in Eukaryota, Metazoa, Platyhelminthes, Cestoda, Cyclophyllidea, Taeniidae.
AUGAGACUUUUGAAACCGCACUGGGUGACACAUGGAUCAAUCUCUAAGAAGGAUGUCCUACUUCGUCCAAUCUAUACAUUGGAUAUCCAUCCAGACGGAAAGCGUCUUGCUACUGGCGGUCUCACUGACGGUGGAGGUCUCAUAAUUCUCUGGGAUAUGUCCAUUAUUAGGGAUCCGAACAAGCAAUCUCAAUCGGCCUCGAAAAUGCUUUAUCAAAUGAAUAAUCACCAAGCUUGUGUAAACUGCGUUCGUUGGUCCCCUACUGGUCGGUGGCUGGCCUCUGGUGGUAUGGACCGCGUCAUAAUGCUGUGGGUAAAGACAAUCGCUGGUGUUAGAUCAAGUGCGAUGUUUGGUGCAUCUGAAAAGAUGAAAUUUUCGGAACACUGGAGAUGCGCGGCCGUUCUACGACAUCAUACUGGAGACAUCAUUGAUAUCGCGUGGGCACAGGAUGGAUCACGCUUGGCUUCAGCCAGUGUUGAUAACACGGUCGUGAUUUGGGGUAACUCGCCCACUAAUGAGAAGCAGCAGCCCUUUCAAUUUAUUGCCGUUUUACGGGGUCAUCGUGGUCCUGUCAAGGGUGUGGCAUGGGAUCCUGCGGGUCGGUAUUUAGCCACCCAGGCUGACGAUAUUGGUGUGCGUGUUUGGAGGACUGCUGAUUGGCAGCCCGAGAGCAAAGUUUCCACGCCUUUUACCAAUGCAACAGAUCAGGCCGAGGUGACGCGUCUCUCAUGGAGUCCCGACGGCUCAGUCAUUGCCGCUCCGCAUGCUGUUAACAAUAACUUUCCAACGGCUCAACUCAUCACGCGCAACCGAUGGCAGACUGGACUUGAUCUAGUUGGCCAUGAAAAACACGUUACCUGUGCACGAUACAAUCCCAAUCUUCUCAAGAAAGUUAAUGACAGUGAAUCACCGGGGAUGGUUUGCCUUGCUUUGGGCGGCAAGGAUCGGUGUAUCUCCGUGUGGACCACAUUGACCAACCGCGCAUUUGUUGUCAUACGCGACCUCUUCACUAGUUCUAUCACCGACUUAACUUGGAGUUCAAGUGGGUGUGAACUGCUAGCUUCUUCUCUGGAUGGAUCCAUAUCCUACAUGGCCUUCACUAAAGAGGAGUUGGGAGAACCCGUAAAGAUGGAGGAGGUUGCUCGGCUCCAUCGUAAGCUCUUUGGCCAGAGUCUCAUCGAUGGCCUACUUAACUCAUUGAAACCUUCACCUACGCCUCCUUGCAAUGGGGUGGACUCCAGCACAGGUCAGAAAGCGAGUGGUGAUGUAGUGCUGGAGACACCCGACGCACUGACACUGCAACGCUCACAGACGGACCUCCGACAGAAGCUGGUUCCCUCGGGCUCCUGUUCCUCUUCCUCUUCCACGCCCAACAGCAAAGUUGCUGUCAAACCACCCAGGAUAUCUGUUCAAACGGAAGUCCGGACCAAAGAUGGGAGAAGACGCAUUACACCAAGUUUUUUGGGCUCUUUGGAUUGUCUGGACGAGGAGCCACCGGCAACUUUCCCCAUGAUUGUCGAAGAACCCCCAAAGCUAAUGGAAUCUCCACCGACACUUAAGUCUGCUUUAGUAUCCGUUUCUCUGCCUAAAAUUCAAUUGAUUAAUAACGCGCCUUCCACUUCAACCAAUGGUGGUACUCCACCAGCCAAGAGCAGCGAAGAUGUGGCCAUCUUGUCCUCAGAUCCAUCUGACAGUCCUCCAGUGUUAUCUAAGGCGUCAGAAGAGCCACCAACUUCCACGAAAAGGCGUAAACGUGUAGAGAUGACGACGAUCUCGCAUGACACCAAAGUGAUUGAAAAGAAGGAAAAGUCUUGCAAAAAACGGAAGCGGUCAAGCAUAUUCUUUGACGACGAUGAGGAUGAGGCUAUUGUCAAUGUCGCUGGAUCCAGUUCUGUCCGACCCAGUCCGGUUAAGCCAAUGGACAAAUCGGUGGAUAAACAAGUUCGUGGAGCUGCUCCACCUGGAGGGUCCUCUAAGGCUCCAAAGCUGGCUGCUGUCUGGGCGAUGGACCAACUGGAAUUGUCAGGCAAUCGUGCGCAAUUUGUUUGCUGCCAUCCAGUUGAGGGUCCCAUCAUCGUCAACAUCACGAAUGGGGAAAAAGGAGAAGGUGCAGUUCAUCGAGUAUCUGCCUCUUGUUCCAGUGAUGGUAAUUCAAGAAACCUCUGGAGCCUCUCCUCGUCCCAUCGUUUUACCUCCCACGCCCAUGCUGACAAUUGGCUUGCCAUUGGAGAUGCAAACUGUCGACUUCGGCUACUCUGGAGCGUAGGAUCCUCGAUUUGCCCACCCAUACUCCUCGAUUCGGCGCCACAGCUGCUUGCGACAACAGUUGUUGACGGCUCUACGGUGCGUUUGGCUGCUCUUGCAGCGUCUGGUCGCCUCAUCGUCUGGACGCUGACUCCAAGGAUCCAAGAAAACACUCAACACCACUUUGGUUGUGGCAUUGAUCAGAGCUUACCAGAGAUUUUUGCCAAGACCCAUCUCGACACUUCCCGAUGUCCGGCAGUCAGUCUUGACUUCUCUCCAGAUGGGGCUGGACAUCUGGUGGUAAGACUCAAGUCUGGCUCCUGUUUUCUCUUCCACGUGAGACGUCUUCUUUGGAUCGAGUUGUUUGAUGCGGGUGAGGGCGAAGACAACUUCAAGCGACGUGUUGCGGCCACUAUCCAUCGCACCUGUCCCUCUGGACCCCUGGCUGCAAUGCAACAAUUUGGGAGAUUGGAAGUACCGGCAGCCGGUGAAUUAAUGAUUGCUACUACUUCUCAACGCAAGGAGUUGAGAGACUUUCACGACGCUCAGGUGCAAAUCGCUGAAUUGUUUGGCUCUGCAGCAGAGUUCAAGUUUUGGCUUUUGCGAUGGUUUCAACAACUCAUUGAAGAAGGUGAUCACGCCCGCAUUCGGCAGGUCUGUCUCGAUUUAAUCGGUCCAUUCUCGCCUACUAGUCAUACAUCUUGGGAACCGUCGAUUAAGGGUCUAUCGAAACGCGCUCUCGUGAGAGAACUCCUUACCUUCUUUGCGCUCAAUCUCCGACUGCAACGGCUCUAUGUGGAGAUGAAGGAACUCCUUGAACAAACUCAGGAAGCCGGCUAA